Molecule: messenger RNA, 2094 nt
Organism: Caenorhabditis auriculariae
Lineage: Eukaryota; Metazoa; Nematoda; Chromadorea; Rhabditida; Rhabditidae
Source: the annotation of a GenBank genome assembly
AUGUCAACUUCUGAGGUUCCUUUUUUAUCCCGUUUGCGGCCUUGUUUUGGCGCUUUCCUUAAUUGGCUUUUUGCAACUUGGUGACUUCGAGAAAGAGAAUCAAUCAUUCUAACGAUAAAAGAAAAAAGUUGGAAAAAGAGGGUUUCUUUGAAAUCUGUCGGCCACAACUCUUUGAAAACUGCUUCAGGGAUUUCUUUAAUUAAAUGGCCUUCCGAAAUUGUUCCUAUUUUUUCAAAGACGCUGUCUUUGAACGGCCUAGAGUUAAUGGAAGAAGCUUGCGAGAUCUUUACGGAACUUAUCUCUUGUCUUUUCCCCUUAUACGAAGAUUUUUGAACAGAUUUCACUGAAUUUUAAAUAAAGCUUGAAACAACGGAAGAUUUUCCAGCCACUUACUCUGCGUGAAGGUGAGCUGCCGCCGACGGACAUGAAGCCGUCGGGAAGCGUGACGAAGGUACAAGAGCUGGUGCACGUCAACGAGUGGACCUCCGACAAAUUCAUCGCUAAAGCUUCACUUUCCUGUUUCUUUUCUUACAAGGUUCGUUGUUGCCUACUCCAUUACUCACCCUUUCCAGAAAUUUUUCUGCAAGCGGACUGGCCAAGCUCGAAAACGUCCUGUGAUCAUGGACUGCCGUGGUCAUUUGAUCGUCUACGAGACGAAUUGUACUGGUGAGACUCGUCUGUUUUGAAGAAUAAGUUUCAGCCAAAGAUUUCAGGAUACGUCUUCGACCUAACUAAAGCGCACAAGGUGAUCACAAAAAACGACCACGGAAGCUGCGUUCUGAAAGUCAAGUUCAAGUUUGGCGCUAUCAACUUCUUGCUCACCGGGGUUCAAGUCUCCGAAUGGAGGUUUUCGCGUUUCAAGAUCUCGAAUGAGCCGUCUUCUCUUUCAGAAAUCUGCUGAUGUCGGCCUAUGAGAACACUCUGGACUUUGCUGUGACUUUUGCUUCGACGCGCAACACCAGCAAAGUCUCCUCGGAGGAGGACCAUCCAUGCAGCUUGCUCGACACGACUUUCGUGGAGGAACCUGAAGAGGUGACCGUUUUGAAGAAAUCCAUUUCAGCUCUUCGCUCAAUAGGAAGAUAGCGUUAUUAUGCUCCGCGUCUUCGAACUUAUCCAAAUUUUUCCAGGCUUCAAAGUCCUUCCUUGACGAUAUCACAGAGGAAGACUGUUCGGAAAAGUCUUGCAUCGAGCCUUUUGAAGAAACUCCGAUAAAAACAGCCAUAACAACACAUCCUAAUCGCUCCUGGACUACUUUGAACCAGGUACUCAGUCCACACUGUUUGUAUUCGAUUAUGAAUUCAAUCCAAGUUGUCCACUGCAACUGCUAAGAGUUCGACUUCACAAGAGGGGUCCGUCAAAAGCGUGAAUCUUAGCGAAAAGUACGCCUUUUCAGAUAUGAUAAUACAGCGAAUCUUCAAAAUUUCAGCAAAUCCGUUCGUCAAGGAGCCACCCGUGUGGCGACGCUGCGCAAAAAAAUUGAGGAGAUGAACGAGUCUUUCAACAAAGAGAACUCUUUCCACACUCCCGCCAAAGUCUGGCUAUUCUUAAGUUUGAAACAGAAGGCAUAUUCUUAAGGAUGUACAAAUGACGACGAUGGUACAGGCAGGCGGCAAAAGUUACAAACCUAUGCCGCCGGUCCGACCAGUUCCUCACGAGUACACGCCGAUCCAACGAGUCAGUAUCCACAAUUCGGAAGAAAAACAAAUUGUUUUAUUGCAGCAAAAAGUUGUCUUCAAAGCUCCCCCAGCUACGGCUUUCGCCAGGCAGCCGCUUCCGAGCAUGGCGUCCCCGUCGUCGACCUUCAAAAUCGUCUCGAUGACGUCGACGAGCACUUUCUCUAACACCGAAUCCGAAACACCGACUUUGCCUGUCAACGGACCGCCCAGGCCUUCUGGAGUCCGAGUUUUCUUGCACAAGGCUCAGUUGAGCGAGGAACGAGCUGAAGAAGUCAGCCAUUGGUCAGAUAUAUUGCUUUCCGUUAAAGUCACACUCCCUUUUUUUUUUACAGAUUUCCUUCCUUCACAUUAUUUUUAUUUUUUGUCGUCAACGUCUUGUUCUGCCUUUCAAAGAACACAAACGACACUUGUACAAUAA